Molecule: messenger RNA, 303 nt
Organism: Cavenderia fasciculata
Lineage: Eukaryota; Evosea; Eumycetozoa; Acytosteliales; Cavenderiaceae
Exons: 4
Coding region: 1-303 (100 amino acids)
Source: RefSeq, a predicted model, not a curated record
AUGGAAAAUAGUAGUGAUACAAAUGUUAUUGGUACCAACAUCGUACCCCGCCAGCCGGCUAGCCCGCUAGCCAGUCCUGUCUCUGUCAAUGGUGCUAAUAACAAUGUGCACAAUAGAUCACCUCCCACACUUGAUUGGUGGGUUGAUAGUAAAUUAUAUUAUGGUUACAAUGCACAGCAAACAUUUUCAUCACCAUCAAUCAAGAAUUUGGUUGAUCACGAAUUUAAAAUUGUAGGUGCGAAUUCAAGUGAUGUGAUGGAUGGAUGUGUAACUAACUAUGGAUAUGAUGAACAUCCUUGUUGA